Cylas formicarius (sweet potato weevil) is the source of this 3990-nucleotide messenger RNA. RefSeq names its product ATP-citrate synthase. The record is from RefSeq and is a predicted model, not a curated record. Gene Ontology annotation, biological process: citrate metabolic process; fatty acid biosynthetic process; acetyl-CoA biosynthetic process. Lineage: Eukaryota; Metazoa; Arthropoda; Insecta; Coleoptera; Brentidae. The transcript has 11 exons. Gene Ontology annotation, cellular component: cytosol. Gene Ontology annotation, molecular function: ATP citrate synthase activity. Bases 357 to 3662 code for a protein of 1101 amino acids.
CGUAAGCGCCGUGUGUCAAUUUAUUUUCAUAUUAGGGUAAUUUAAAUAGUUAUUUGAGGUGAUUUCUUAAUCCCAAUAGUUUCUGUUGCUAAUAAAUUAAAAAGGGAGCAAUGGCAUUUUGGGUAAGGUCAACCGCCCGGUAGUUCAAACGUCCCGAACAUCGGGCAUCAGUUGUCAAAAAUAUUCAUUCCGUGAAUCAAUGUACUAGGAACAAUAAAUUUCGUGUUGUGUUUGGAAAAAUUGUGCAAUUUUGUAUAGAAAGCGGUUAGAAUAGGACCGAAAAUUGUUUGACGAGCCGGCGUCGUGGAUACCGAAUUUGAAAAUUAAGGCACUUCUGAAACAACCCAGCAGCAAACAUGUCGGCGAAGGCCAUCAGAGAGGCGACCGGUAAAAAUCUGAUAAACAAAUACCUAGGCGGCAACACCGCGGCCGCGCAAUGCAGGUUCGCGUCCGUCGACCCAGACACCAGGUUUUCCGAACUGGUCAGCAACAAUCCGUGGUUGAAGACCGAGAAGCUGGUGGUGAAACCCGACCAGCUGAUCAAGAGGAGGGGCAAAUUAGGACUGAUCGCGGUAAACAAAACGCUAGAUGACGUUCAGAAAUGGAUAGCGGAACGGAUGAACAAGGACCAGAAGAUCGGACAGGCGUCUGGCAAGCUGCGUAACUUCAUCAUCGAACCGUUCGUUCCGCAUAGGGAAGAUGAGGAAAUGUACGUUUGUAUCUAUUCGCAUCGUCACGCGGAUACCAUACUGUUUUAUCAUCAAGGCGGUGUGGAUAUCGGGGACGUAGAUAGCAAAGCGCUGAAGCUGGAUAUCCCUGUGGGGGAGACGCUGAGCGCGAAAGACAUUACCGAAAAAUUGUUGGGGCACGUCGCGCCCGCCAAAAAACAAAUGGUGGCCAACUUCGUAGAUAACUUGUACCGGCUCUACGUCGACCUCUACUUCACCUACUUGGAAAUAAACCCGCUGGUCGUCACCGACCAGGAAAUUUACAUAUUGGACCUGGCAGCCAAGCUCGACUCGACCGCUGACUUUAUCUGCAGGCCCAAGUGGGGGGAAAUAGACUACCCCCCGCCGUUCGGCAGAGACGCCUACCCCGAGGAGGCUUACAUAGCCGACCUGGAUUCGAAAUCCGGGGCCAGUCUGAAACUGACGAUCCUCAAUCGCAAGGGCCGUAUAUGGACGAUGGUCGCCGGUGGGGGCGCUUCCGUCAUAUACAGCGACACGAUCUGCGACUUAGGAGGCACCAGCGAAUUAGCAAAUUACGGUGAAUAUUCGGGCGCCCCGUCGGAACAACAGACCUACGAAUACGCGAAAACCAUACUGUCGCUGAUGACGCACGAGAAACACACGCAGGGCAAAGUGUUGAUCAUCGGCGGAGGCAUCGCGAACUUUACCAACGUCGCGGCCACCUUUAGGGGAAUCAUCACCGCGCUGAUCGAGUUCAAGGAUCGACUGAUCGAUCACAACAUCAAGAUAUUCGUCAGAAGGGCCGGUCCCAACUACCAGGAAGGUUUGCGAAGGAUGCGAGAGGUGGGCCAAACCCUCGGCCUGCCGUUGUACGUGUUCGGCCCCGAAACGCACAUGACUUCGAUAUGCGGCAUGGCGCUCGGCACCCGGCCUAUUCCGCAGGAGAAUAACGUCGAAUUCGCUACCGCCAACUUCCUGCUGCCGUCCGGGGACAAGCAGCCCAUCAAGAAGAAGCCGGAGGCGUCCGCGACAUCCUCCGAGACGUUGAAAUCGGCACCAGUAGUGCGGAGGGACCGGGAACCAAACCAGAUCGAAAUCAAACCACAAGUCUCUUGUCAGGGCGACUCGUCUGCGUCCCCUCUCUUCACCGCGAACACGAAAGCGAUCGUAUGGGGCAUGCAGAACAGGGCCAUACAAUCGAUGCUCGACUUUGACUUUGUAUGCCGCAGGCAAGAGCCCAGCGUGGUGGCCAUGAUUUAUCCGUUCACCGGCGAUCACAAGCAGAAAUUCUAUUGGGGCCACAAGGAGAUACUGAUACCGGUCUACAAGAAAAUGGGCGACGCGAUGUCUAAACAUCCGGACGCGGAUGUGCUCGUGAACUUUGCCAGUCUCAGGUCGGCGUACCAAAGCACCAUAGACACGAUGGAGUACCCGCAGAUUAGGACUAUCGCUAUCAUUGCCGAAGGCAUACCCGAAAACAUGACCAGAAAGCUCAUCAAGCUGGCCGACGAGAAAAAAGUGACCAUCAUCGGUCCCGCGACGGUGGGCGGUCUGAAGCCGGGCUGUUUUAAAAUCGGCAACACCGGAGGCAUGAUGGACAACAUUUUGCACUCGAAACUCUACCGUCCGGGCAGCGUCGCCUACGUGUCCAAAUCGGGAGGCAUGUCCAACGAGCUCAAUAACAUCGUAUCGAAAGCGACCGACGGCGUGUACGAGGGCGUGGCCAUUGGAGGAGAUAGGUACCCCGGUACGACCUUUAUGGAUCACAUUAAGAGAUAUCAGGCCGACGAGAACAUAAAAAUGGUCAUAUUGCUAGGCGAGGUGGGCGGCACCGAGGAGUACGAGGUGUGUAGGGCGUUAAAAUCGGGCGAGCUCACCAAACCGCUGGUCGCUUGGUGCAUAGGUACAUGCGCGAGCAUGUUCACGGCCGAAGUUCAGUUCGGACACGCUGGGUCUUGCGCCAAUUCAGCCAGCGAGACGGCGACCGCCAAAAACAAAGCUCUGAAAGAAGCUGGCGCGCAUGUUCCCGAAUCGUUCGAUUAUCUAGGUGACAUAAUCAAAAACGUCUACGACGCGCUGGUCAAGCAAAAGGUGAUCGUACCCGCGGCCGAAGUGCCCCCGCCCACAGUGCCCAUGGACUACAACUGGGCGAGGGAGUUGGGACUAAUCCGUAAACCUGCCAGUUUUAUGACGUCGAUAUGCGACGAGCGUGGACAAGAGCUGAUUUAUGCGGGUAUGCCCAUAUCGGACGUGCUCAAGAAGGACGUCGGUAUCGGGGGCGUCAUCUCGCUCUUGUGGUUCCAACGUUGUUUGCCGCCCUACGUCUGCAAGUUCUUCGAGAUGUGCCUGAUGGUGACGGCGGAUCACGGACCCGCGGUAUCCGGGGCGCACAACACGAUAGUGUGCGCACGCGCAGGCAAGGACCUCGUCAGCAGUCUCGUGUCCGGGUUACUCACCAUCGGCGACAGGUUCGGCGGAGCGUUGGACGGCUCGGCAAAACAGUUUAGCGAAGCAUACGACACUGGUAUGCACCCCGCGGAGUUCGUCAACCACAUGCGCAACAAAGGCGAACUGAUUAUGGGCAUCGGCCAUCGGGUCAAGUCGAUCAACAACCCGGACAAGCGGGUCGAAAUUAUCAAGGAGUACGUGUUGGCGAACUUUCCGGGCUCGCCGCUUCUCCAGUACGCGCUCGAAGUCGAGAAAAUCACAACGAGUAAGAAACCUAACCUCAUUCUGAACGUGGACGGCGUCAUCGCGUGCUCGUUCGUCGACAUGCUGCGCAAUUGCGGCAGCUUUACCAGCGAGGAGGCGCAAGAGUACAUCAACAUAGGCGCGAUCAACUCGCUGUUCGUUUUGGGCAGAACGAUCGGCUUUAUCGGUCAUUUCAUGGACCAGAAGAGGCUGAAGCAGGGUCUGUACCGUCAUCCGUGGGACGACAUAUCGUACGUGCUCCCAGAGCAAUACAACAAUUAGAUGUUAGAAUCGGGGUUUGGCGGACUAGCGGGCUGCGUAGGGGGAGGAGCAUUCUGCAUUUUCGUGUUAAGGUUUAAGCUCAAAACGGUUUUUAAAUAAUCAACGAAGAUUUCGCUGUCGGACAGAUUAGGAAAUGUAUAUGUGUACCAUAAAUGUCGAGAGGUUAUUUAUAUUUUUGUAUAUGUUUUUAAUGCACAGUAGACGUGGUUUUAAAGAGAAAAAAAAAUCUUGAAUAUUUAAUGCGCUCAAACGGAGCUUUGGGCGUUCCUUUAAGCGGCACUUUUUUAUUGUUUUGAUCAUUUUACGACUAAUAAAAAUGCUGAGGAUG